Brachypodium distachyon (stiff brome) is the source of this 1937-nucleotide messenger RNA. RefSeq names its product probable protein phosphatase 2C 33. The coding region runs from base 257 to 1558 and encodes 433 amino acids. The transcript is spliced from 7 exons. Gene Ontology annotation, biological process: protein dephosphorylation. Gene Ontology annotation, molecular function: protein serine/threonine phosphatase activity. The record is from RefSeq and is a predicted model, not a curated record. NCBI's taxonomy places the organism in Eukaryota, Viridiplantae, Streptophyta, Magnoliopsida, Poales, Poaceae.
UCAUAAGAAUCCUUUCCGCACUUCCCGUCUGUUCUGCCUUCACUCGCCUCGCUGAAUUCCCCAAACCCGAACUCGCCGCCGUCCGCAUUGCGACGCCAUUGCCUCCAAAUACGAGGAAACGUCGCGCGAUCUCAGAUCCAGCUUCGUGCCUUAUCCUCGGGGUCACUGAGCAGACCUUUUCCGUGCAAGCAAUGGCGUCAUUUGAGUGGCCUCUUGGGGGGAUGUUUCUUAGGUAGGGCUGCAGCAGGGGUUUGUGAUGGAGAGCGCCUCAAGGGAGGAGAGGCUGCCCCCGGCGCUGCCUCUGGCCACGCUGAUCGGCCGCGAGCUCCGUGGCGGCGGCUCCGAGCGCCCGCUCGUGCGGUACGGCCACUCCGGCUUCGCCAAGCGCGGCGAGGACUAUUUUCUUGUCAAGCCCGACUGCUUCCGCGUUCCUGGGGACCCUUCCUCCGCCUUCUCCGUCUUCGCCGUCUUCGACGGGCACAAUGGCGUGUCGGCGGCGGUGUUCAGCAAGGAGCACUUGCUGGAGGACGUCAUGAGCGCCGUGCCGCAGGGCAUCAGCCGUGAAGACUGGCUGCAGGUGCUGCCUCGCGCGCUUGUCGCGGGCUUUGUCAAGACAGACAUUGACUUCCAGCGCAAGGGGGAGAUGUCAGGGACGACGGCAACCCUGGUCGUCGUUGAUGGGUUCACUGUUACGGUAGCAUCGGUUGGGGACUCCAGGUGCAUCCUGGACACUCAGGGUGGUGUGGUCUCGCUGCUAACUGUGGACCACAGGCUGGAGGAGAAUGCAGAGGAGCGGGAGCGUGUCACAGCGAGUGGAGGUGAGGUCAGCCGGCUGAACCUCUGCGGCGGACAGCAGGUGGGUCCUCUCCGAUGCUGGCCAGGUGGAUUGUGUCUUUCACGAUCAAUUGGAGAUACCGAUGUUGGGGAGUUCAUCGUGCCAAUUCCACAUGUCAAGCAAGUGAAGCUUUCAAAUGCUGGAGGUAGGUUAAUAAUUGCAUCAGAUGGAAUAUGGGAUGCAGUGUCCUCGGAAACUGCAGCACAGGCUUGCCGGGGAUUACCUGCAGAACUGGCUGCAAAGCUGGUCGUUAAGCAAGCUCUGAAGACAAGUGGUCUUAAAGAUGACACAACCUGCGUAGUUGUUGAUAUCAUCCCAUCUGACCAUUGUUCAACACCGCCACCAUUAUCUCCAAAUAAAAAUCAGAACAAGUUGAGAUCCCUUCUUUUUGGUAGGAGGUCCCAUAGUUCUGUUGGGAAGCUUGGUAACAGAAAAAAGUCUGCUUCCUUUGGUUUUGUGGAGGAAUUAUUUGAAGAGGGCUCUGCAAAGUUGGAAGAAAGGCUGGGUAGGAAUUCCCCAUCAAAAGCUAAAUUCCCCCCAUUUCGCUGUGCGAUCUGCCAAGUGGACCAAGUGCCAUUCGAAGAUCUAAUGACAGAUAAUGGAGGUGGUUACUGUUCUGCCCCAUCAACACCUUCGGCUGGUCCUUAUCUUUGUUCAGACUGUAAGAAAAAGAAGGAUGCGAUGGAAGGUAAAAGAUCUAGCCCCUCGACUGUAUGCAGUUGAAAGUAUCAAUUGGACCGACUGGUCUGUAUCCAUGAAAUCUAGGUGUGGUUUGGUUUUCUGAUCUUUGUAAAAAGAGGAGAAUAAUCUGUUUAUUGCUGGAUUGAAGUAUUAUUCAGUGAAACUAACUGUACUCUAGCCUAAGCUGAACAAAUAGGGCUACUAACAAGCUUGAUGUCUAUCAGUGCGGAUUAAAUUUUCAUUCGCUCUGAGAAGAUGGCUCCAGAAAUUUAAGACCUGUUUUUCUGUACCUUUAGCCUGUAAAGUGAAAUGGCCUGCUUAAAAAUCUUUGAGAAAGCAACGGCAAGGCUUCUCAUUUCUGCUUUGGAACGUAUUUUGUACGGAACCAAAUGGAUUAAGGUUUGAUGCUAUCCUUACUGAA